GGUAAAAUCGUCCAGUACACUAGACUCAAGCGCAGGCGAUAACUACCACUGUAGGUAGAAAACCCUAGCUAGCUAGUGGUAUUUCUUAUCCUCGCUAAACCCAACUCUUACCGGCGCCUCUUUCAGCUGCGUUCGAUUCUCAGCAAGUCGAUCGAAAAUGCCGUUCAAGAGGUACGUGGAGAUUGGGAGAGUGGCGCUGGUUAACUACGGCAAGGAGUAUGGGAAGCUUGUCGUCAUCGUGGAUGUUAUCGACCAAAAUAGGGCACUUGUUGAUGCCCCUGACAUGGUGAGGAGCCAAAUGAACUUCAAGAGGCUUUCACUAACUGAUAUCAAGAUUGACAUAAAAAGAGUUCCUAAGAAGAAAACUCUAAUUGAAGCCAUGGAGAAAGCUGACGUGAAGAACAAGUGGGAGAACAGUUCCUGGGGCAGGAAGCUCAUUGUGCAGAAGAGAAGGGCCUCACUUAAUGAUUUUGAUAGGUUCAAGCUCAUGUUGGCAAAGAUUAAGAGAGGAGGGAUCAUCAGGCAGGAGCUUGCAAAGCUUAAAAAGGAGGCAGCUUAAAAUUUGCAUACUUGUCAGUUUCUCAAUUUUUUCUUGAAUGUAAAACACUUGAGAAUUUAGAUUUUUGGUUUUUCAUUUCAUUAAUGUGCUAGCUAGUUAUGGAAACCAAUAAUGACUGACCUUGCUGAAAUGCAUUAAUGACAGUUAUGGAGCAUUUUUUUUAAAA
Molecule: messenger RNA, 725 nt
Organism: Hevea brasiliensis (rubber tree)
Lineage: Eukaryota; Viridiplantae; Streptophyta; Magnoliopsida; Malpighiales; Euphorbiaceae
Product: 60S ribosomal protein L14-1-like
Exons: 5
Coding region: 158-559 (133 amino acids)
Biological process (GO): translation; ribosomal large subunit biogenesis
Cellular component (GO): cytosolic large ribosomal subunit; ribosome
Molecular function (GO): RNA binding; structural constituent of ribosome
Source: RefSeq, a predicted model, not a curated record